AUGAUACCUUCUCCUACAAGCCAAACCACUUCCUCUCGUCUAAUUGCAAACUUCAAGCCAAUCUUGAUUACUACUACUAAUAAUUCUUAUUAUUACGAUAUUAUAAUUUUGCUCACUCCCUUUCUUAACUUCCCGGCAAGCAUUGAAUCUAUCUAUCUAUCUAUCUAUCUAUCUAUCUAUCUAUCUAUCUGUCUAUCUAUCUAUCUAUCUAUCUAUCUAUCUAUCUAUCUAUCUAUCUAUCUAUCUAUACAAGUCCUCGUGUUUCUUUCUUCUCUACUUCAAGUUACCAGGUCUCUUUUUCAUUUUAUUUUUUACUCUUUUAUAUUAUCUCAGUGUUCCACCGAACUAUUACCACCGCUGACACCUCACUCUUUCCGGCUUCCAUCAUUAUAUUCUUCCCGAAUCGAAAAUAUUAGAAAAUACAAAACCUUCUUUCUUCAGUUCCCAUCUACCUCCCAGAAAUAUUACCACCUCUGCCAUAGACAUUAUUUGACCAGACGCAUCCCACCCACGUUCCUUUUUCUCAUCAGCAACUAUCCACCAUAA
This is a messenger RNA of Acanthosepion pharaonis, 546 nucleotides long. The record is from the annotation of a GenBank genome assembly. NCBI's taxonomy places the organism in Eukaryota, Metazoa, Mollusca, Cephalopoda, Sepiida, Sepiidae.